Cornus florida is the source of this 965-nucleotide messenger RNA. RefSeq lists its product as uncharacterized. NCBI's taxonomy places the organism in Eukaryota, Viridiplantae, Streptophyta, Magnoliopsida, Cornales, Cornaceae. The transcript has 2 exons. The coding region runs from base 132 to 878 and encodes 248 amino acids. The record is from RefSeq and is a predicted model, not a curated record.
CAGUUCAAGGAGUUCAUCACAACCCACCACAACUACUGCAGCAAUCGUCCCAAAUUACUGAUCAAGGAUCCACAUUGAAAGCACGUGAUGAUGAUGACAACGACGGCAACAAUGAUGAUGAUUCUCCAGACAUGAGUAUUACAGAGGAAAAUAAAAUUGGUCACUCAAUAUCCCACAAGCAUGACCUUGAGCUGAAAAAGUAUAAUAAACCUUUCAUCUGCAGUGGAUGCAAGGAGAUGGGUUAUGGGCAUAGAUUCAGAUGUGAGUCCUGUGACUAUGAACUUCAUAAGGAGUGUAAGGAAUGCUUGAUCUCCAAACACGAAAUUUCCCAUGAAAUUUUCAAAGAAUGCACCUUCAAAUUCUUUGAUAAACUGUCAGACAAAGUCUGCGACGCUUGUGGGAAGGACAUAUGCGGCUUUGCUUACCACAGCGAAGCCGAGGGCAAGUCACUGGACUUGCACCCUUGUUGCAGCAACCUCAAAAGUAAAAUAUGCAUGGAUGGCUAUGAUUUUGAGCUUCAUGAAGAGGUGUUAUCGAAAUGCAAGUGGUGCAACAAGAAAGAUCUUCAGGGCAGCAAGAAGGGCGUUAAUAUUUCGGGCUGGUCUUACAUUUCUGCUCGCAAAAGGUGUCACUUCCAUGUCUACUGUGUGACUGAAAUGGUGCGUGAAGCGUGGAGGCAGGGGUUGAUUGAUAACAUUGAUUCCAUGGCAUUAAAGAAGAUGAAUCCACAAGUUGUAGUUAAUUCCAAUAGGGUUGAUGGUAGAAGAGAAAGUGAGAUUGGUAGGAAGCCAAUGAAGUUCCUCAAAGCCAUAAUCGGUUUUCUUUUGGGGGAUCCAACAAUGAUUCUUGGAUCUGUCCUGGUAGAUCUGCUAACAUAAUAAAUAUAUCAUCAUAGAGCACAGAUGAACAAUUUUAUUAUUAUUAUUAUUAAUUUAUUUUUAUUUUUUUUUAUUAUUUUUUUUUGU